Symbiodinium pilosum is the source of this 1179-nucleotide messenger RNA. The record is from the annotation of a GenBank genome assembly. NCBI's taxonomy places the organism in Eukaryota, Dinophyceae, Suessiales, Symbiodiniaceae.
AUGCUGGCGAUGUACGGCUACCGUGUGGUUGUCUGUGAGGCGCACGAGCAUCCGGGUGGCGCAGCCCAUGGCUUCGAGCGCAAGGUGAAAGGCGUGGGGACAUUCCGCUUCGACAGCGGGCCAUCGCUCUUCUCCGGCAUGAGUGCGCCCUCAGCCAAUCCGCUUCGCCAGGUUCUGGACUCCGUGGGUGAGGCGCCUGAGUGGCUGCCCUAUGACCGCUGGAAGAUGUACCUGCCGGGUGACAAGCUCUUUGAUGUAGGCUCCGGCGACGCCGCAGCCUUCGGACGGGAGCUGGCACGUGUCAGCGGCGAUGCAGCUGAGGCGGACAUUUUCAACCGCCUUUGUGCAGCGAAUGCCCCACUGGGCGAGCUGAUUGCAGCAGUGCCCCCCAUUGCCCUUAGGGCAGACGUGGGGGCGGCGCAGACGCUGUUGCCGUAUUUUGGAAAGAUGGAUCCACUGUCUGGGUUGUCAAUGGUCAUGUCGGGGAUCAGCCCCUCAGCUCCGUUUUCAGACGUGCUGAAGGCUGGGAGAGUGCCGGAGUCCUCUCUGACUGGAUGGUUCUUCGACUUCCUGGCUUUUGCGCUUCAAGGGCUUCCUGCCAGUGCAACGCAAGCUGCUGGGGUGUCUUUCAUGAUGCGGGAAUUCUUCGCGCCUGGCGCAGUCAUGGAUUACCCGAAGGGUGGUUCUGGCGCACUGGUCGACGCUCUGCUACGUGCCGUCGAAAAGCGAGGCGGAGAGCUCCGCCUGCGCACGCGUGUGGAAGGGCUCACUGUGGACAAUGCCGGACGAUGCAUUGGGGUCGGGCUCAAGGGCGGCGAGCACCUUGAUGCUCGUGUGGCAGUGCUGUGCAAUGUAGAUGUGUGGAACACGGCGUCGACUCUGCUCCCGGAGGAGUGGCGCCCCAAGGUGAAGGGCUCUGCAUUAGACGUGGUUGGGGAUGCGCAGACACCUCUCGACUGUGGCUCCGCGAGCACAGCUUCCCUGGAUGGGCUGGACCUUGCUUCUCUGGGAGUGCAUCACAUAACAGCAGCAGACCUCCGGGCGCCAAUAGAUGCGCGCGACAACUUGGUCUUCAUCUCCAUCCCAAGUGCGCUCGACAACACCGCCGCGCCAGAAGGCUACGCCUGCAUCUCGGGCAUGCUUGGCGAAAAGGUUUUCUCGGCAGCCUCCAGCUGGUAG